This is a messenger RNA of Xenopus laevis (African clawed frog), 3679 nucleotides long. It is a transcript of the gene gpam.L, whose product is annotated as glycerol-3-phosphate acyltransferase, mitochondrial L homeolog. Gene Ontology annotation, molecular function: acyltransferase activity; acyltransferase activity, transferring groups other than amino-acyl groups; glycerol-3-phosphate O-acyltransferase activity. Gene Ontology annotation, biological process: lipid metabolic process; phospholipid biosynthetic process; CDP-diacylglycerol biosynthetic process. NCBI's taxonomy places the organism in Eukaryota, Metazoa, Chordata, Amphibia, Anura, Pipidae. Gene Ontology annotation, cellular component: mitochondrial outer membrane; plasma membrane; mitochondrial membrane. The coding region runs from base 256 to 2712 and encodes 818 amino acids. The transcript is spliced from 20 exons. The record is from RefSeq and is a predicted model, not a curated record.
UCCCAGCUGCAACUUGUUUAUUAAUGACCUGGAGGCCGGGGCCAUUGAAAGUUCUGUUUCUAUUUCUGCAGAUGAGACUAAAUUGUGCAGAACUAUAAGUCCCACGCAGGAGGCCGGGGGGAGGGGCUGUUCAGAGUCACUGACACUUUGGCCUCCCACUGAUUCUCAUUGUCUUUUAUUUGCACUGCAGGGGGGGGGCAGAUCACUGGUUUGUGAGGGUCACUGGGAGUUGGAGGAUCGUGGGAGCUGAGAGCAAUGGAGGAUGGAGUCUACUCCCUGGGGGGGCCCGAUGGCUACUACUUGCCCCUUCCUGGGGAUCACACGGGGGGGAAGCUGAAGAACUGCCCCGAGGAGUUGGGGGAGAGGAUUCCCAGCCCGGCGGUGUUGCGGUUGGUCACUCAGAGGAAGGAGACGCUGCUGAGCAGGAAGAGACCGUUUGUAGGAAGAUGUUGUCGCGUGUGCACCCCCCUCAGCCGGGAGACGUUCUUCAAUCCCAGCAUUCCCUCCUUGGGUCUCCGUAACGUCAUCUACAUCAAUGAAACCCACACGAGGCAUCGGGGUUGGUUGGCUCGUCGGCUCUGUUACGUGUUGUUUGUGCAGGAGAGGGACGUGAGUAAGAGAAUGUUCUGCAGUAACAUGGAGGAGACUGUGCUGAGUAACCGCAGAGUACAGGAGGCCAUUGAGGAUGUUGCUGCGGAGGAGAGUCCCAUGGGAACGGCUGAUCAGAAAUCCACCAGCAAAGUGAAGAGGAAAGCCAAGAAGAUCCUGCAGGAGAUGGUGGCCUGUGUCUCCCCCGCAAUGAUAAGGCUGACUGGGUGGGUUCUGCUGAAGCUUUUCAAUGGUUUCUUUUGGAACAUUCAGAUCCACAAGGGGCAACUGGAGAUGGUUAAGAAAGCGUCCGUGGAGAAAUGCUCCCCCCUGGUGUUCCUGCCGGUGCACAAGUCUCACAUCGAUUACCUGCUGCUCACCUUCAUCUUGUUCUGCCACAACAUCAAAGCUCCUCACAUUGCAGCAGGGAACAACCUCAAUAUUCCCAUCUUCAGCACCUUAAUUCAUCUACUGGGUGGAUUUUUUAUUCGGCGUAAACUGGAAGAGACCCCGAAUGGGAAGAAGGACAUUCUGUACCGCUCUCUUCUGCAGGGGUAUGUGGAGGAGUUGCUUUGUCAGCACCAAUUCCUCGAAAUAUUCCUGGAGGGGACGCGGUCGCGCAGUGGAAAGACUGGGUGCGGCCGGGCCGGGCUCCUGUCGGUGAUUGUGGAUACGGUGAGCAAAUGCUCCGUCCCCGACGUCCUCAUCGUGCCCGUGGGCAUCUCCUACGACCGCAUCAUUGAGGGGCAUUACAACAGCGAGCAGUUGGGAAAACCCAAAAAGGACGAGAGUCUGUGGAGUGUGGCGCGGGGAGUUCUGCGGAUGCUGCGCAAGAAUUACGGGAGUGUGCGCGUGGAUUUUGCACAACCGUUUUCCUUAAAGGAAUAUCUAGAAACUCAGGCACAGAAACCAUCCCCCCUCCCACUGUGUCUCAAACAAGUGCUUCUACCCAGCAUCCUCUCUGGCAGACCCCAAGACACUGAGUGUGAGGGGGAAGUGGCGCUGCACCCAGGACCCAGAAAUUUGCUGCAGGAGCCUCUCAGGCGUCACAUGAUCACAAACUUGGCCAAUCACGUGCUUUUCACCGCUGACAAGUGCUGCGCCGUCAUGUCCACCCACAUCAUCUCCUGUCUCCUCCUCUACAGGUACCGCCAGGGAGUUCACAUGUCGGUGUUGGUGGAAGAUUUCUUCUCUAUGAAGGAGGAGGUUCUGGCUCGGGAUUUUGACUUGGGAUUUUCGGGGAAUUCGGAGGAUGUGGUGACGCACGGGAUUCACCUGUUGGGAGACUCAGUGAAUAUCACUCACACCAGCAACGAGUUCUUCAUCGCCCCCAACACCAAAAUCCCGGCCGUGUUUGAGUUGAACUAUUACAGCAAUGGGCUCCUCCAUGUUUACUUCACAGAGGCGGUUGUAGUUUGUGCUCUUUACUCACAAGUGAGAAGCAAAAGCACAAAAGGAUCUUCCGACGUCUCCAUCACUCAGGAGUCCCUGAUCCGCAGCUCCACCUCCUUGUGUUGCCUCCUGUCCAACGAGGGGGUCAUUGCUUUGCCGUGUCACAUGUUCUACCAGGUCUGUAAUGAAGCCGUGCAGAGACUCCUCGCCUACGGAAUUCUCCUUAUAGCAGAGGAGGAGCAGGAAGAUGCCAGUCCCAGUGUGACGGAUGAGCCGUGGGAUAAGAAACUGGCAGAACAGUUGGCGUGGAGAAGUGAUGAGGAGGAUGAGGACAGUGACUUUGGGGAAGAGCAGAGGGAGCGUUAUAUAAAGAUGAGCCCAUGUGAGGAGCACCAGCAGUUCUUGGCCUUCCUGCGGCGAUUACUCGGCCCCGUCCUAGAGGCUUACAGUUCAGCCGCCACCUUCACCCUCAGUUUCAGCAGCCCCGUCCCAGAGAAGGAGUUCACCCAAAAUCUCCUCAAGUUCCUGAUCUGUAGAACUGAAAGAUCUCUCGCUGUCUAUGCGGAAAGCGCCACCUUGUGUCUCGCCCGGAAUGCAGUGAAGACCUUUGUGGAUCUGGGGGUUUUUCAGGUGUAUAAGGACAAGAGGGGCUCCAUUCUGGAACUGAGCUCCACUUUCCUACCUCAGAGCAGCCGCCAGGAACUUCUCGACUUCAUCCUGGGCUUCAUGUGAGGCCCAAGAGCGGCUGAAAUUGAAGGUGCUGGGAGUUGGCCUACGGAGACUCCGUGUUGGGGGAAAUACCACUCAGUGACUGACAAGUGCCUUCUCGCAACGUGAAAUCCUGCACCGCUCUCUACUGUGAACAAGAACACCCCCCCCAGAGAUCCCUCAGGAAGUUGUGGGGUGCAGGGAGACAUGCAAGAAGCACAACCCACUAACACACCCAUUACACAUACUCUUAUUUAUAGACAAUUUGCUGCUUUCUCAUCACUAAUGCACUAAGAUUUGCUCCACUAGCGCCACUGACUGGUCCAUUUGUACAUUGCCUGGUGGUACCAGAACCCCAUCAUGGUGGCUCUUACGUCCGUCAGCCCGUAGGUCUUCACUCUCAUCGCCAUUGGCUGGUGAGAUAAGUUGAGUCAGCAUCAGAGAACUAACACUAGACUUGGGCUUCAGAAUGUUCUGACCCGUAUAAUGGUGACUAACUAACCCCUGGACUUUACCCGGUACAUCUGUAUUGCUUGUGGCGAGAAGCUAUAGCUCACAUGUCCAGGGCCCCACAUGUUGGCUCCUCUUGUUUUGUAGGGGCCAUAGAUUGGACUCCGUAGGUCCUUCCCACCUUGUAGAUUGGUACAAUCUCCUCUAGCCUCAGGGUUUCCAUAGUUUUUACUCCCGGCACCUGACCUACCCCAUAGAUGCACUUCCAGUCUGAAACAGCGAGAAGCCGCUAUCAAUCCCAUGGGGGCGUCAUAUAAAGGGCUACAAAGGAGCCGGUGCUGUAUAAUUACCCAUGAUUCCUUCCAGGCAGAACCGCACCACUGUACUUCCAUUGGGCUCUGGGUCAGUCCAUCUGCUGCAGACACUUCCCAUGUAAUGAGAGACUCUAGGGGCGGCAUGUAUCUCCCCUGUAACUGCUGCAGUUUUAUACUCGCUACAACUGUUACCUGCUUUUUGGUUUUUUAAAGGUGUCUGAAAUACA